GGCGUGCACAAUCUGUGUCAUGAGGGUGUUAGUGUGCACUGGGGAGGAUCUACAGGCAGUGAGCUGUGAGGAGAAAGUGAGAAGAAAUCCCUCCUGUGUUGAUUAAACAGGGAAGGUGUGCCUUCUCAGAAAUGUGAAUGUUGUUUGAAAGGCAUCUUCAAGGCACUUUGUUAAAGACUGACUGGCUGAAGGCCGAAUAUCCCGACUGCUCCGAGCCUUUUACAUCAGCAGAUUUGUCUCCAUGGAUACAAAGCCCCUGACGUGGCACGACCCGGAUCCUGCCAAUUCAUGUGAUGAGGGGGUCACUGAGUCCGAGAUGCUGGGCGACACAGGUGCAGCCAUAAGAUACGGCCCCCUUGUGCAGAAUAAAAAGGCACCAAGGGCAGAACCUGAAGAGGAUAUAGACAUGGAUAUGCAGGAGUCUGGAGCUCUGCAGGAAAACCAAACACCUCAAAGUACUGAAACAGCUAAUGCGACCAGAGCAGAAAAUCACGACUCAAUAGUAAUUAGUCUCUGCACCCCUGGAGAGACACAGGAGAUGGUGACAGAGCUAGAACAAAUUUCCAACAAACUAUCACAAGGGUUAGAGGAACAUAAAGUGAGUCAGUGUGAGGAUUUUUUCCCACCACCUCCUCCCCUCGGAGUCCUAUCACCAGAAGAAUGCCCUGAAAAAGGCUUUUCUAUAGAUGGGGAUGUGGCUGAAUGGAUCAGUGACACUGACAUCAUCACAGACCCAACAGAUGAUUUAGUGUCUUCUGAUAGCCAGUGUGGUCAGGAAUGGCAGACUGAUCAGUUCACUGAGCCCAUUAAUGGAGCUGUGGAUUCAGAGGAGAUGAUACAAGAUAGUGAGACAGCAGAGGAGACUGCUGUACUGCUCAGCUCCUUACCAGAUGGUUUUACCGACAGCAAACCUGAAAGUAAUCUGUCAGCUCCUGGAACAAAUUCAACUGCUCACCAGUUUCCCCCUGAGAGAAACGACUUCAAUGAUUUACAUAUUGUCAGUUCCCCACCUUAUGCUGAUGAAAGUGAGGAGGAAGAGGAAGUGAAGUUUACGCUUUGCCAGCUCCAAUCAGGUGCAGAAGACAUCAGCAGCAGUUUCUUUGAUUCUACUGAACAGGACUUUGCUGCCACAGUGCCUGCAUUUCCCAUAGACAACCAGCAGGAGGAGUUAUCACCACAAAGCCGAUGUAAACCAGCACCCAGGGGAGCAAACCAGGAAGUUGCACAACAGGUGCUUAGCCAGGGCUCUCCACCUUUGUCAACUGUUGCCAUGGAGCUGUCCAAUCAAGACGGACUAGGUGCCCAAGGCUCUGGUUGUGCUGUAGCUGUGAGAGAAGGGAACAGUAGGGCGGGGCAAAGGACAGAGGGAGAAAGCCAACAAACAGGUGGGGAGGAAGGGCAGACAGAAAGUGGACUGGAAACGGACAAGGCGGCAGGGCAGAAACCUACCAGAGGACUGUUAAAACCUUCAAAAUCUGUCCAUACUCAGGAGCCGAAGGAAGAAAAACACAAGUGUGUGUCUUUUAAAUGCAGCAGGAUGGAGAGCGACUCAUGUGAUGACAGCCAGAGUGACAGUGGAGUUUCAGCGGACUUCUCUCCAUGUAGCACUUUGGAGAGCAGCACCACCAUCCCUAAAGGCAGUCCAGCCACUGUACUCAAAGAAACUCCCAUUGAGAGGGAGAUCCGAAGAGCUAUAGAGCGUGAACACAGCCUGAGAAGAUCCAGAGGGCUCCCAAAUCGGCCAACUUCCCCAGAGUAUGUAGAAAUCCCUUUGAGAAAAGCUGUUCUCUGCCAGUCUUCAACUGCUAAGAGUGAGAGAAGUCAAGGCAAAGACAGAGAGUAUGCAGGCAAAAAGAUGCAGCAUGAAAUCCACGAGGAGGUCCGGAGGGAGGACGAUCUGGUCAAGCUUGGAAAAGUUCCAGGCUUUUAUGACAAAGGUACAGUCCGUCUACUUAAAGAGAGGAAGCAGCUUUUUGAGGCCUUUCAGAAACCAAGUGAGUCCACUUUAGCAAUUUUACCAAAGUGCAAAGCCUUAUCCUGGUCAUCUGCCAGUGAUCAUCCCACCCUGGAGGUUCAGGAGGACUUAUCAUCGCAAGCCUCCCAUGGACAGAGGAGCAAAGAGCUGCUGAGUCCAACACAAAACCCAAACUCUGACAACGGAUCGGCUUCCACUAAUCCCCCUGCAAGAGGACCAAGUUUUUCAGAGGGGACGAACUGCCCGGUCAUCAUCUUAGAGAAUAAUCAGCACUACCACAACAAAACAGAAGCCAUCACUGCUCCUGACUCCAGUGCUCCUUUUGUCUCAGGAGGAUGUGGUAGUGGGAUUACAGUGAUAGUGCAGGAAAAGGAAGAGGAUGAGGAGGAGGAAGGGAAGGAUCUGGUACCCAAGGAGAACCCCUUUUUCAAGCUGCGCUCCUCCGCGGCUUUAGUUAAAGUAGAGCAGGAUAUCCGGGAAGCUCAAGAGAGGGAAAGGGAGCUUCGUAAGCAGAGGAUCAACUUGUAUGGGGACACAAGGGGGACAAAAGGAGACCAAGGAGGAGGUGGUGGAGGAGAAGGAGGGGGAGGAGGGGGGAGGCCAGCCAGUAUGGAGGCACAGAGUAAUACAUUGUCUACUUCUUCACUGAAUGGAUUGGCUGUUCCUGACUUACCUGGCCCGUCCCAGAGCGGGGUAACAAGACCCCCAGCAGCACACCAGUCAGUUGGAAAGCUGGGUGUAUGGCCCCCGGCUUCAGCUGGAGAAAAGAAGAUUAGCCAGCCGGAGGUCCCCCAUAGUCCCCGGACACCUAGACAGAAGACCCCUCUAGUACAGCGCUGGGAGUCAGGCUUGAUCAAUGGACACAAUCCAGAAGAUAACUGAGAGCAGCAUGGAAGGAGGAAGGUUUACCACGACCCUGCCUUUUGAAGUGAAAGAGCUGAAAGAUGGUGACAUAAAAAAGAGAGAGCACAGUAAAAGAAGAGUGGGGACAGACUAAAGGAGAGAGCAAUGAUGAAGACAAGGAAAGACAGAAUGUGAAGUGAGAAAGAGGUCAGGGAUUGAGGCUAGAAAGGGGGUCAGGAGGAUUGGGAGCAAGGAAAAGGAUUGGUGGUGGACUGAAUACCCUGAAAAGUCCUUCAACGUUGAAGAGGAGAGGAGAGGGAAAAGGAGGAGGCAGGCCGCCUAUCAGUGUCUAAGCACUUGUCCUGUUUCUGAUGCUGUUGGAUAGACUAAUGAAUGUAUAAAAAAAAGCAAAAGAUCUGAUUAAUCUUGCACUGAUGAAGAAAGAAAUGUAAAUCUAUUAAUGAAUUUAAUUACUACCCGAUUUUUUUUUAAAUAAAGACAUGAUUUAUUGUACGAGGCAAAGUUAAGUGUUUAGUACAUGAUACUAAAAACAUAAUAAUGAUAAAGUAAAGAUUACACCCAUAGUUUCUGUUUCGAUCACAGUUCAUUCUGAUUUAAUAGUUUAUUACAGCUGUACAACCUAAUGCUGACACACCCCUGCAGUGAAUCUUAUCUUGGGCUACACAUUGUUCAUGCAAUUUUGCAAUCAUUUAAAGGCUGGAUGAGGCAGUGUCUUGUCAUUGGUACCUAUUGCAUUUACGUACAGUGCGUACCAAAGGUGGGGGACUUAAGUCACACAACUUGACUGAAGUCCCAAUUUUAUGACAUGAUAAUUACUGGACAAACAAUAACGAAAGACUCGACUUGACUUAGAAUUUAUAUUCACCUGGCUUGACAUGAUAUUGACUUGUGGCAGACAAUUUGACAAGUCAUCCAGCUCAGGAACUUACUGAGGUACUGACUGUUUUUAGUGUGUUUUGUGUCAAUCAUCAUUAAGCAGCCUGCAGCAGAAAUAGAAACACAGAAUGCAGUGGACUAUAAAUGUCACUCAUCAUUAUAGCUCAGUCACAAGGAUUUAAUUGAUAGCUCAACUUUGUAUGUGAGAUCAACCAUCAGAAGUUCAUAUGACAUCAUUUGUCCUAAACUUUCUCUACCUUAACAAUGACUUGACUUGUCUUGUUUGGCUUUUAGCAGCAACUUGAUUGGACUUAUGAUUUGCUUGAGACUCCAUCCCCACACUACCAGACAGUUUUUCUAGACAUACUGUAUAUUUUCUUCCUCUGGAAAUAUCUCUAUCCACAGGACUUAUGUUUUACAAAAUUUCUCAUAUCACACAGCACCACAAGAAUGAUAACAAACUGGUGAAAACAUUUAAACCUAAAUCUGCUGGACUU
Molecule: messenger RNA, 4212 nt
Organism: Sphaeramia orbicularis (orbiculate cardinalfish)
Lineage: Eukaryota; Metazoa; Chordata; Actinopteri; Kurtiformes; Apogonidae
Gene: misp3
Product: MISP family member 3
Exons: 4
Coding region: 242-2857 (871 amino acids)
Source: RefSeq, a predicted model, not a curated record